AUGCAGCAGGAGGGUGGAGGAAGAGGAAGAGUUGAGCUAAUGGGUAGUCUGCAACCGCAAGAUCGGAGGGUGAAGCCAUCAACAGGUGAAAAUCAACAACAACAACAACCACCACAGCAGCCACAGAAAUGUCCUCGUUGUGAAUCUCUGAAUACCAAAUUUUGUUACUACAACAAUUACAGUCUCUCUCAGCCUCGUUAUUUCUGCAAGACUUGUAGAAGAUACUGGACUCAAGGAGGAACCCUCAGAAAUGUUCCUGUGGGAGGUGGAUGUCGAAAGGGGAAAAGAUCCAAAAGACCCUCUUCAGCAGAUAAUCCACCGACAAGGUCAACAACACAGCAACAAUUAAUUUCUGCUUCAGCUACUACUUCCAAUACUGCUGUAACAUCAACGACAACAGGAGAAACUGAUUUGAUUAUGGUUGCUGCUUCUAAUCCGAUCCCUUCCAUGACAUCUGCUCCAUCUUCUUCUGUCUAUUAUGGUGGUGGAGGGUUCUUGUCUUCCUUGGCAACACUUCAAUCUUUCAAUCCAUCCAUGAAUGUCGGUGGGGAUUUCGGGGGUUCUAAUUUGGCUCUGUUACAAGGAUUUGGUCUCCCUUCUUUCACUCCACAACAGCAACAACAGCUUCAGCAAUCACAAGCAUUCCAUAUGGGUAAUAGAGAGACAAAGCCCUUACAAGUUUUUCCUACAGAAGAGAACCCAAUUCAAGGAAGCAGCACUAGGUCUUCUACUUCUCAUCAGAACUGGCAUCAAAGCUUUAUUGAAGCUUCUAAUUCCAAAUCUGAACCAACUUAUUGGACCAGCAGCAGUGGCCACAACAACAACAACAACAACAACAACCACAACAACAGCAACAGUAACAACACUACUUCUGGUUCUUCUUUGAUACCAAGUCAGUGGUUGUCUGAUCUACCAGGUUAUGGUCAUUCUUCACAACCCUUCUUAUAGUUCAAAUCUCUUGAAAGCUUAAUGAUCUGACUCUAUGAAUUCGGGGAAUUCUUUUUUGUUUUUCUAUAGAAACCAUUGAAUC
Telopea speciosissima is the source of this 1030-nucleotide messenger RNA. RefSeq names its product dof zinc finger protein PBF-like. Gene Ontology annotation, molecular function: DNA-binding transcription factor activity; DNA binding. The transcript has a single exon. Bases 1 to 948 code for a protein of 315 amino acids. The record is from RefSeq and is a predicted model, not a curated record. Gene Ontology annotation, biological process: regulation of DNA-templated transcription. NCBI's taxonomy places the organism in Eukaryota, Viridiplantae, Streptophyta, Magnoliopsida, Proteales, Proteaceae.